Messenger RNA from Morchella sextelata, 503 nucleotides. RefSeq lists its product as uncharacterized. The transcript has a single exon. The annotation marks the transcript as partial. NCBI's taxonomy places the organism in Eukaryota, Fungi, Ascomycota, Pezizomycetes, Pezizales, Morchellaceae. The record is from RefSeq and is a predicted model, not a curated record.
AUGCCCGUAACAGACCCCCUAUUGACGGGAGGACCCUCUACAACAACUAGGCAAUCGAGUAAACGCUCUGCUCAAGCCCAGUUUGUGAGGAAUAUGCAGGAGUUUUUGGAUACCCAUGAGGCACAAAUGAGGUAUCUUGGUGCAGCUGGACAGGCCGUUUGGCAGCAGCUACAAAACCUCCAGGAACAAGUCCAAGGGAGUGGGCAAAUCCUGGACAAGAAGGUGCGACAAGAAGCCAUUGCCCAAAAACAACAUCUGGAAUCGCUCUUUGAACUCGUCUCCAGUGUCCAACAAGUACAUGAAGCCGCACGAGCCGCCGACCACAAGGUUCUGGAGCAAAGUCAUCUGCAAACCCAGAACCAGUUACAGGAGGCGGAGCGACAACUAAGGAUGGUAAGAGAAGAGCGAGAGCAGGAAAAAGGGGAGCAACGAGCUUGGUUUGCGGAAUUCAAGCGGUCCGAUGCGGAAAGAAACCAACGGAUAGCCGAGAUGGAGGAACUACU